GGAACCAAAAGAUGUGGUGAGAGGCACUUGGCAGCAGCUGCAAAAUUUCAAUCACAUUCACAGCCCCACUUCCACCGCAAACCUCGUACUUUCUUCUCUAUCCUCAACUCUAUGAUUCCUCGAUCUUCCAUCUGUCUUACCACCGUUUCAAAAAAAUUCACUAAAAAAACCGCUCUCUUUUCUUCUUCUUCUUCUUCUCUAAUCACCCUUCAGGAUUCUCACUCCAAACCCCCUUUGAGUCCCUUUUACAAUCUUCUCCCCCCUACCCACAACCCCAACAACAUCGUAAACCUUAUCUCUUCCACCCUCAAACAAAAAACUUCCUGCCUUUCACUUCAAAAUGACAUCAAAGCGAUUCUCCCGCACUUGGGUCCCCACGAAAUUUCAAGGGUCUUGCUCAGAUCCCAGUCUGAUCACUCUUCAGCCCUCACCUUCUUCAAUUGGGUCAAAAAUGACUUGAACAUCACACCCUCUCUGCAUAACUAUUGUGUAAUUGUUCACAUACUUGCUUGGUCUAGGGUAUUCUCUCAGGCCAUGAAGUUGUUGUCUGAGUUGAUACAAUUGGUUGAGGUUGAGGGUGUUUCCCCAAAUGAGGACAUUUAUGAGAGCCUUGUGGGGUGCACUGAGGAUUGUAAUUGGAACCCUGUGAUCUUUGAUAUGCUUAUCAAGGCUUAUGUGAAGGUUGGCAUGGUUGAGAAGGGUUUGGUAACUUUUAGGAGGAACAUCGAGGCUUGUUUUAUCCCCAAUGUGAUUGCUUGCAAUUGUUUGUUGAGUGGGUUGUCUAGGCUUAAUUAUAUUGCUCAAUGUUGGGAGGUUUAUGAUAAAAUGGGAAGACUUGGAAUACAUAGGAAUGCUUAUACUUUCAACAUUAUGACCCAUGUUUUGUGCAAAGACGGGGAUACCGAUAAGGUGAACGGAUUCUUGGAGAAGAUGGAGGAGGAAGGGUUUGAGCCUGACUUGGUCACGUAUAACACCCUUGUUAAUAGCUAUUGUAAGAAAAGAAGGUUGGAGGAUGCGUUUUAUCUGUACAAGAUCAUGUACAUUAGAGGUGUGAUGCCUAAUUUGAUUACACACACAGCGUUGAUGAAUGGUCUUUGUGAAGAAGGAAAGGUCAAGGAGGCUCAUCGACUUUUUCAUGAGAUGGUUCACCGAGGGAUAGAUCCGGAUGUUGUGUCUUAUAAUACUCUUGUGUCUGGUUAUUGUAGAGAAGGAAAGAUGCAAAUGUGUAGAUCAUUGUUGCAUGAAAUGAUAGGAAAUGGGAUUUGUCCUGACGCGGUCACAUGUCGGGUUAUAGUUGAAGGAUAUGCUAGGGAAGGAAAGCUGUUGUCUUCCUUGAAUGUUGUUGCGGAGCUUAAGAGAUUUGGAAUUAAGAUUCCUGAGGAUGUAUAUGAUUAUCUUGUAGUUGCAUUGUGUAGUGAAGGUCGACCGUUUGCUGCUAGAAGUUUUCUGCUAAGGAUAUCUCAGGAUGGCUAUAUACCUCAAGUGAAUACUUACAAUAAACUGGUUGAGACACUAUGUGAAUUCAAUAAUGUGGAAGAGGCGUUGAUUUUGAAAUGUGAUAUGGUGAAGAAGAGCAUGAAGCUGAAUCUUGCUUCCUAUAGAGCUGUUAUAAGCUACUUGUGUCGAGUAAACAGGACUUCGGAGGCUGAAGGAUUGUUGGAGGAAAUGGUUACUUCAGGUAUUCAACCUGAUGUAGAGACGAGCAGAGCAUUAAUAAAUGGGUAUUGUGAGGAAAAUAAGGUUGAUAAAGCUGUGUCAUUAUUGAAAAUCUUUGCAAAGGAAUUUAAAAUUUACGAUACUGAAAGCUACAAUGCAAUUGUUAAAGUAUUUUGUGAGGUUGGUAAUAUAGACGAGUUGAUGGAACUUCAGGAUAAGCUACUCAAGGUGGGGUAUGUUCCAAAUAAAUUAACAUGCAAGUAUGUGAUCCAUGGAUUGCAGAAAGCCAUGGAACUUGAUGAUGAUGAGAUGUUGGGCCACAAUAUGCUUAAAGUCUAACAUUGUCCUUAUAUUAGGACUAUAUCCAAAUUCUCUCCUACCCAAUUACAUGGGCAUGGCAUAUGAGGAUAGUCUAGAAGGAAAUUGAAGAUUGCUACUACACACACUGGGGCUAAAAUCAGAGUUUUAAAUGGAUUCUUCUUCCAAAUCAAGAUAAAGAAAUUGGUAAUAUCAUGGCUUCCAUAUAAACAUUGCCGUUCACUAGUUGAAAUACAGGGGGAAUCCGAUAUUAUUUUAAGUAAUUAGUUUCUAAAGCUGCACGUCACACUAGGCAUUGGUUUUUUCAAAUUAGAGCCUCAAACAAGAGCUUGAAACUACUACACAAAGAUAAGAGAUUGUAGCAUGUUUCUUACGUGAUUAUCAGCUCUCCCAUGAAGAGAUAAAUACACUUAGAGAAGAAGCACUGAAUGAAAACUUUUUCAAGGCAUUAUCUCAUGUCCAAGAGAUUCGUGCCAAAUGCAAACUGUUACUUUGGACACAUCAUCAGCGUGCUGGAUUAGAGCUGAUGGAUAUGUUGGCUGUGUUUCAAGACGGAGCUUAUGAGCUGGACUCUACUUAAGCCUAUGCUCCCGAAUAAAUGAAGAUUUUCAUCUACACUUGAACAUAGGCUUAAGUAGAUGAAUCCUACAUAGACUUUAGUGCCUAUUUAGGUAGCCAAUAUGAGACAAUGCACUAUUUAGAAGAUUUAUAAGUGCUCUUACAAGUGAAGGAUCUGGUGGAUUGCCUCGACCAAUUGAAGUACAAGUUUAUGAUCACUCCGAUAUGUCGGUGAUAUGCUAGGCUGGUUGCAUCAGACCUUGACGUCAUAUGUUGAUCAAAUUCAAAGCAAUUCUCCUACUACUCCGAGAAUGAUUAGGAGUGUGAAAAAAAAAAUUCAAAUCAACCCAACAUUUAUAACGCUCCUUAAUUGAAAUAACACUCGAUCAUGAUGGCUGUCGUAUGAAAAUCGACACAACUUCUUUCCGUAUACAAAUUCUUUAUAUUUUAAUGGUGUCAGUUAUUAAUUAUUUCCAAAUAAAUAUAAGUAAAAGGAAAUUAACCAUUGAAACUUUUA
This is a messenger RNA of Cajanus cajan (pigeon pea), 3049 nucleotides long. The record is from RefSeq and is a predicted model, not a curated record. Lineage: Eukaryota; Viridiplantae; Streptophyta; Magnoliopsida; Fabales; Fabaceae.